AUGUAAUAAGAAAUUUAUAAAGAUAGAUCAACAGCAAAUGAAAAUACUUAAUAAAACAAAGCUGCUGAAACAUUAUAAUCUCUGAUACAAUAUGUUAAUGAUCUAACAGAAAUUGUUAAUGAGGUUAAACUCAAAAAUUAGGCAGAGUUUAUUAUUGCCUAUUAAAGUCAUAUGAAGAAAAUUAAGGCUGAAUUGUAAGAAUUAAAAAACAAAACAGAAGAAUAAAAAAAUAAUAUGGUAUUAAAUAAAGUUAAAAUUACCUCAAAUGACAAUGAAUUAGUAUAUUUAUAUAUUUAUUUUAGACUCUAUUUAGACAAGAAUGUCUUAAAUUAUAUGAAAAAAUAGAGUAAAAAAAUAAAGAAAAUUAAGAACUUAAAUUUUCAUUACAGGAAUCCCAAAAAACAAAUGAAUUUCUUGAAUAAUAAAUUAAAGGUUUAAUGAAAAAACUUAAAUUGUAAGAAAUAGAAAAAUAACAAUAACCACCAACUUCAGUAGAAUAAAUCUUUUGUACAACUGCUCCUAUUAAUCAAUUAAGUAAUUCUUUUAAUUAUUUAAAGAGUUUCCUAAAAGAAAAUUAACAGACUAUUAAUCAAAAUUAGAUAUAUCAUCAUCUUUAUCAAAACAUCAUUAUUCUUCAAUUAAAGAAUUAUUUGGUUAUUAAGAUAAUCAAAAUUAAAAAGAUGAUGAAUUAAUUGAAAAGAUUUCUAAGUAUUUUAUUAUAAAAUAUUAUAAGAUAUGUUACUUAAAUAGAACAGAAAUACUAAAAAUAAAUAUAAACAUUGAAUUAAAAAGCUAAUAAUUUAUUAAUCUCUCAAAAUAAGAAAAGUGUUAUUAGAAGUGAUCUUGAAUCCUUCUUUUUAGAUUGUGUAGAAACAGUCAGAAGAGAUAUUUUAAAGAAAAAAAGACCUUUUGGAAAUAAUUAAUAGUUAUAGACUUCAAUAGAGAAUAUUGCAGAUUUUUCUUAAUUUCAUAAGGAAGAUAAAUUAAAAAUAUUGGAACUUGUAGUUAGUAAUGAAAAAAUCUUAGUUUUCUUAUAUUAAAAAUUAUUUCCGAAUCAUGUUAAUUUAGUCAUAAAAUCAAUAAGAGAAGACAUUAACAUAAAUAACUUUUUAGAUCAAAGUCUUAAAUAUAAUUCAUCAAAUAAUAAUCAUAAAUCUGGUGAUUAUAAAACAGAUUUUCCAAAAACAACUAGAGAAGUUCGUUCAGCUUCAUUGAAUAAAUAAUUAGAAGUUAAAAAAGGGAAGUUAUUAUUUAAAUAAUAUUGA
Molecule: messenger RNA, 1265 nt
Organism: Paramecium pentaurelia
Lineage: Eukaryota; Ciliophora; Oligohymenophorea; Peniculida; Parameciidae
Source: the annotation of a GenBank genome assembly